AAAGCACAGAGAGAGAGAGAGAGAGAGAAGAGGGGGAGAGAGAGAGAGAGAGAGCGAGGGAGCAGGAAGAAGGGAGGAGGAGGAUCUUCUUCAAUCUAGGGUUAGGGCCAUCCCUAAUCUGGAUUCAGUCCAUCCUUUGUUAGAUUCCUGAAGUCGGGGGAAAUCGAGAUGGGCGCCAAUUCGAUGUCGCCGGACGCGAGCACCGAUCUCGAUGAGCAGAUCUCGCAGCUGAUGCAGUGCAAGCCGCUCUCGGAGCUUCAGGUUAGAGCUUUAUGUGAGAAAGCCAAGGAGAUCUUAAUGGAAGAGAGCAAUGUUCAGCCUGUGAAAAGCCCUGUAACAAUUUGUGGAGACAUUCAUGGGCAAUUUCAUGAUCUUGUGGAGCUUUUUAAAAUUGGAGGAAAGUGCCCAGAUACCAAUUACUUGUUUAUGGGCGAUUAUGUGGAUCGUGGUUAUUAUUCUGUCGAAACUGUGACGCUCUUAGUGGCAUUGAAAGUGCGUUACCCUCAGCGAAUUACUAUUUUAAGAGGAAAUCACGAAAGUCGUCAGAUCACCCAAGUUUAUGGUUUCUAUGAUGAAUGCCUAAGGAAGUAUGGAAAUGCUAAUGUCUGGAAAAUAUUCACAGAUCUUUUUGACUAUUUCCCAUUAACAGCCUUGGUUGAGUCGGAAAUAUUUUGCCUUCAUGGUGGAUUGUCUCCUUCGAUUGAAACACUCGAUAGCAUCAGAAAUUUCGACCGAGUUCAAGAGGUACCCCAUGAGGGGCCCAUGUGUGACCUUCUAUGGUCUGACCCAGACGAUCGUUGCGGUUGGGGCAUUUCACCUCGUGGAGCUGGCUAUACUUUUGGCCAGGAUAUAUCUGAGCAAUUCAAUCACACAAAUAACUUAAAAUUGAUCGCUAGAGCCCAUCAGCUGGUCAUGGACGGAUUCAAUUGGGCACAUGAGCAAAAGGUGGUUACCAUCUUCAGUGCGCCUAACUAUUGUUACCGCUGUGGGAACAUGGCUUCCAUUCUAGAAGUUGAUGACUUCAAGGGACAAACAUUCAUUCAGUUCGAGCCAGCUCCUCGGAGGGGAGAGCCAGAUGUUACCCGAAGAACUCCCGAUUACUUCCUCUGAAGAGGCUGCCGAUUGUUAUGAACAGAUUUUUGACUAUCUCGUCGUCCACUCUCAUCAUGUCCAGACCUUGGCAAGAGACAUGCCCCCAUCAAAUCCCAAGUUCCAUUUCCCGCUCGUGUUUGUGGUUGCCAAUUUAGAAAGCAUGUAUAAUAGUCUCCUCCAGACGUUUGCUUUAAUUAAUGAGGACCCUUUUCCCUACUACUUGAGUGUAUUGAGUUCAGCAAGCAAUGGCAUGUGGAAAAAAUAUGUGAUGUAUUUCUUCCUAUUUUUGCUUUCAUAUUUGCCCUUCCUCUUCCUAGAUUAUUGUAACAGAACAAACAUGGUUUUUUUUUUUCUCCUUACGCGUAUAGUGAACGCUUCACGAAAUUUUAUUGUUCAUCCUUGGCCCUGUGAUUGAUUU
Molecule: messenger RNA, 1510 nt
Organism: Punica granatum (pomegranate)
Lineage: Eukaryota; Viridiplantae; Streptophyta; Magnoliopsida; Myrtales; Lythraceae
Source: RefSeq, a predicted model, not a curated record